This is a messenger RNA of Anoplophora glabripennis (Asian longhorned beetle), 2710 nucleotides long. It is a transcript of the gene Nt5c, whose product is annotated as 5'-nucleotidase domain-containing protein 3. Lineage: Eukaryota; Metazoa; Arthropoda; Insecta; Coleoptera; Cerambycidae. The transcript has 9 exons. Gene Ontology annotation, molecular function: 5'-nucleotidase activity. The coding region runs from base 38 to 1582 and encodes 514 amino acids. The record is from RefSeq and is a predicted model, not a curated record.
UCUAUGAUUGAUCAGCCAAUCCACUUUUAUUAACGUUAUGUUGCUAUGCAGAUUUAUCAACAAUAAUAAACGCAUUUUAAACGCAUUGUUAGAAAAGUUAACAUGUGGAAAAACGAAAACGCAACUGAGAUUUCAUUCACAAAGACGUUUAGAAGAGGCAUAUAAGUUAGUUAAAACUAAGUGUCAAUCAAAAAAACUACCCAAAGACGUCAACCCCAAAGCUGUAUUCGCCUGUAAUGAAUUGGAUUUGAAAGAGGUUAAAGUGUAUGGUUUUGAUUAUGACUACACAUUGGCUUGCUAUAAACCUUCUCUGGAUUACUUACUUUAUAACUUAGGUAGACAAACUCUUAUAGAACAAUAUAAAUAUCCUGAAGAAAUUACUAAAUUAGAGUACCAACCAGGAUUUGCAGUCAGGGGGCUACACUAUGACAUUGAAAAAGGUGUUCUAUUGAAAUUGGAUUCUUUUCUGCAAAUCCAGUUUGGAUCUGUUUAUAAAGGAUUAAGUCCGCUCUCCAAUGACGAAGUUCUUAAAUUGUACAAAAAUAGAAUUAUUCCUAUCGCAUAUGUAGAAAGCCAUACAAAGAAUGCCGCGUUAAUAUUACAGGAAUCACAUUCAAAGAUGGUGCAACUGGCUGACUUAUUCUCCGUACCUGAAAUGGGACUAAUUUGUAAUGUCGCUGAUUAUUUUGAGAGAAAUCAUAUCGACUACCACCCGGAAAUUUUAUUUAGAGACAUAAAGAGUUCAAUUCGAAAUUCUCAUCCUGUUAUGCACAAAAUUGUGGCCCAAAACCUUUCCGAGUACAUAGAGAGCAACGAUAAACUUCGACCAUUCUUUGACAGGCUAUUAAAAGCAAACAAAAAGUUAUUUUUGGUUACAAAUAGUCCUUAUGGUUUUGUAAAUAAGGGAAUGGAAUUUAUGGUAGGUCCUGAUUGGAAAGAUUAUUUCGAUGUAUUGAUUGUUCAAGCUCGUAAGCCACGAUUUUUCACUGAUGUCUCCCGGCCAAUUCGUGUAUUUGACGAACAAAGUGGAACUCAUAUAUGGGACAGAGUUACAAAGUUGGAAAAAGGUGUUAUUUACUAUGAAGGGACGGUGAAGCAGUUGCAAGAGUUAACGGGAUGGCGUGGUCAUCAAGUGCUAUAUUUCGGAGAUCAUCCUUAUAGUGAUUUAGCAGAUGUUACUUUAGAGCACGGAUGGAGAACUGGAGCCAUAAUAACCGAACUAACGCAUGAAAUUGCAACUUUGAACAACCCGGAAUUUAAAAAGAAUGCUAAUUGGCUGCAAAUGCUGACUCAGUUAAUUGAAGAUCAUCAAGAUUGUGAAGAUCCAGAUGAACAAAAAAUUUUAUCAAAAUGGAUGGCAGAACGUGACAGAUUAAGGAAUGAUAUUAAAUACGUUUUCAACAAGCAGUUUGGGAGUGUAUUUCGGACAUAUCACAACCCCACAUAUUUUUCAAGACGUUUGUUUAGGUUUGCAGACAUCUAUACAUCUAAUAUAACAAAUUUAUUACAUUAUUCAGUUAACCAUACAUUUUAUCCGAGAAGGGGUGUAAUGCCGCACGAAUAUAUAUCGUACUUUGUUUAACAAAGAAUAGUUUGUAGGCUAACUUAAAUUAAUUUUUGAUAAAGCUCAAUUUUCACAAUGCAAUUUCAUCACAGCUACUGAAUUAUGCAUAUAAAAUGACACAAGUUUAAAUGUACUUUGCAACUAAUAGCUUCAAUUUAACUACUAAUAACUAGAAAGUCUUAAUGUUUGCUCUUAUUAAGUUAUAUCAAAUUUUUAGAUUUUUUUUUUAACUGUGAUUAAAGAUGACUAUUUUGAAAUUUGAAUAUUAGUUCCUUGUGAUUUUAUUCAUAACAGUGCGGUGUAACAUAUAAACUAAGGUAUUGUAGUAUCAUGUACUUUAGUGGUUCUAAGGUAUUAAUUGUAUCGUGAAAAUUGAUCUUGAGAUUAGCUGUCAUGUGCAAGAAAAUAAUAUAUUUUACUAAACGAUAUGUAUGUUCAGUCGGACGUAUUAAAUUUUCUUGUAACUGAUAGGAUAGAUUUAGAUGUAUUAGCACUGAAAUAAGCUUAUUUAUCCUUAAAUAUUGUUUGUUUAAGGUUUAAUUAUACGUCACUGCUGAGAUUUUUAAGUCUGAUAUAUGCGAUAAUAUAAAUUUUCAUAGAAUUUUGUUAAUAAUUAUACAUUAUGUCGUCCUUUUGGAUAAGAAAAAAAUUAUUAGACACAAUUUUGCGAAGUAGAAUCAUAAUCUAUUCACAGCCAUUGUAAUAUACACAUUUAUUUAUAUAAUUUAGUUUUUAUUCAGUUUAGGUAAUAGUAUUUAAAUAAACAGAUUUUUUGCUCAAGCAAGUGCCUAAUUUUAAGGCUGUGCUGAAAAGACAUAUAAUUUGACAUAUUGUAGCGUAUACACAUGUAUGUGUGAAUGUUUGACUUUUUUCAAAAAAUCUAUUUAUUAUAUAGAAAUAUUUAUGAUUUCCAAAAUUAUGUACACUCAACCAACCUAUUUUCAAAUUAUUGAAUGUGUGUUGAUAUUAAUAUUAAUUGUAAACAGGUAAUUUUUUAAUUAAGAAAUAUAUCUUGGAAAUUAGUCGAAUUUAUUGUACGAGUAUCAUUUUUGUAUGUAAUUAAACAUUUUUUGAAAUCUUGUCGAUAUUUUUACAUUAUAUUUAUUAAUUUGCAUAAUUAGUGUACUUUAUACAUGUACAAAGGAU